AUGGAGGAAUUAACCAGUGUUUUAACUGCAGUUCUUCGAGGAAUUCAGCAGCAACCCCAACAAGCCGCAGCGGCGCCGGUGGUGCCAGCACCCUCUGCGCCAAUUAACAUUCCAGCUUUCGAUCCCUCAAAAAGCGAUGCGGGAGCGAUGGGUUGGUGCAAUGAUAUGGAGACCUUGGCGACCACGUUCAAGUGGACUGAUUUUGAACAGCUUUGCAGAGCCGCGGGUGCCCUGGAAGGUGACGCAAAGGAUUGGUAUGACAACUGGCACCCAUCAAAUAAAGUUUGGGCUAGUUUCCGGGCCGAGCUUUGUCAGCUUUAUCCUGCGAAGAGGAAUCUUAGUGAGCGGUUACGUAAAGCUAGUAUGUACAGAAGUGACCAAGCCACGGGAUAUUGUGAGUACGCAAGGAAAAAAAAUAUCUUUGUUAAACUCUCUAGAUUUUAA
Acanthoscelides obtectus is the source of this 444-nucleotide messenger RNA. Lineage: Eukaryota; Metazoa; Arthropoda; Insecta; Coleoptera; Chrysomelidae. The record is from the annotation of a GenBank genome assembly.